Molecule: messenger RNA, 1098 nt
Organism: Capra hircus (goat)
Lineage: Eukaryota; Metazoa; Chordata; Mammalia; Artiodactyla; Bovidae
Gene: PDZD11
Product: PDZ domain containing 11
Exons: 7
Coding region: 127-567 (146 amino acids)
Biological process (GO): neurotransmitter secretion; maintenance of epithelial cell apical/basal polarity; protein localization to basolateral plasma membrane
Cellular component (GO): basolateral plasma membrane; cell-cell junction; synapse
Molecular function (GO): protein binding
Source: RefSeq, a predicted model, not a curated record
CGCGUCGCUCCGUGACCCGCCUCUUUCCGACUCAGCCUAACAUCCGCUUCCGGUUCCCAGGCUGAGUUGGCGGUGAGCUGAGACUCGGCGUCUGAGGCCUGCGGGUUGGAGAGGUCCUUGCUGGAGAUGGACAGCCGGAUUCCUUACGAUGACUACCCGGUGGUUUUCCUGCCUGCCUAUGAGAAUCCCCCAGCAUGGAUUCCUCCUCAUGAGAGGGUAUACCAUCCAGACUACAACAAUGAGUUGACCCAGUUUCUGCCCCGCAUCGUUACACUGAAGAAGCCCCCUGGAGCUCAGUUGGGGUUUAACAUCCGAGGAGGAAAGGCCUCCCAGCUGGGCAUCUUUAUCUCCAAGGUGAUUCCUGACUCUGAUGCACAUCGAGCAGGACUUCAGGAAGGGGACCAAGUCCUAGCUGUGAAUGAUGUGGAUUUCCAAGAUAUUGAGCACAGCAAGCUGCCAUGUUCCUUCCAGGCUGUUGAGAUCCUGAAGACAGCUCGAGAAAUCAGCAUGCGGGUCCGCUUCUUUCCCUACAAUUAUCAUCGCCAGAAAGAGAGGACUGUGCACUAGAGAGUUGCAACCCACAGCCCUCCACAUGGGAUCUCCUAGGACAAGCUAGCUAGGUCUCAGGGAAGCCAUCUGGGAAACUACUCUCAGCCUCACCCUGGGAGAGUGGAGUCGGGAGGAUAGGGAGACAGCAAGACCCUGCACUGAGCCAGCCGGCCAACUGCAUUUUCCCAACUGUACUGUGCUUUGAGUUCUCUAGUUUUCUAUGUGGGCUUCAUACCCUGGAAGGAGAAGGAUGGUGAUGUCGAGGUAUCUCUUAGCUUGUGGAGAACCCUGCUAGAGAAGGCAGCUGACAUUUAUUGAAUACCAUGUGCUAGGCAAUUCCACGUAUUUCGUGUCAUUUUCAUUAGCAUAUACAAAUCAGUAGAAAAAAGGAUAUUGGGGGCCUCCCCGCUAAUCUGCCUGACCAUCUCAUCCUAUCCUUAUGCUAGCAGUGUAUACCUGUACAUUUUGGAGACUGCAAUGGAACCAUGUUUUCCUCCCCUCCCUCAUUCUAUUUUCUCUCUGCAAAAAAGUAAAAUACAGUGCUGAGGA